UUUUCAACCUGUGAAUGUCUCCGACAUGAAAUGCGAUAUUCCCGAGCUCAAAGGGGAUAACUAUAAGGUGUGGAAGGAAAGAAUCCUGCUUCAUUUGGGGUGGAUGGACAUUGACUAUGCUAUUCAGAAAGACGAACCGCCUCCGAUUACUGAGGAGAGUGAGCCUGAGGAGAUUGAACUUUAUGAAAGGUGGGAGCGAUCUAAUCGCCUCAGCGUUAUGUUCAUAAAGACAAACAUCUCAUCUGGCAUUCGGGGUUCGAUCGAGCAGUAUGACAAUGUCCGUAUGCUGCUGAAGGCUAUUGAUGAACAAUUUGAGUCUUCAGAUAAGGCGUUGGCGAGCACCCUGAUUAUGAAGUUUUCCACUUUGAGGCUCACCAGUACCAAAGGAGUGCGUGAUCACAUCAUGCAAAUGAGGGAUUUAGCGGCCCAACUCAAAACACUUGAGGUCACCAUGUCUGACUCUUUCCUUGUGCAUUACAUUUUGAACUCUUUGUCGCAGCAAUACGGACCCUUCAAGAUCUCUUACAACACACAUAAGGAUAAAUGGUCGAUCAACGAACUGUUGAACAUGUGUGUUCAAGAGGAAGGGAGAUUGCUUAUGGAAGGGGGAGAGAGUGGGCAUUUGGCAACUCAAGGAAAAGUGAAAUACCAAGCCAAGAAGAAAGGGAAGGAAAAAUUGACUUCUCAAGGAAACAUCAAGAAGGAAUCCAAGUGUUUCUUCUGUAAGAAGAAGGGACACAUGAAGAAGGAUUGACAGAGAUUCCAAGAGUGGCUUGUUAAGAAAGGGUUUGCAAAACCUAAGGAAGCCAAUGGGAAGUGAGCAAUGCAUCUAUUCGGGAAACAAGAUGCGCUCACAUGUGGAGGCUGUUGGAACAUGUUAUCUAGUUUUAAGUAAUGGUUAUGUACUUAUGUUGGAAAAGACCUUUUAUGUUCCUGGUUUUUCUAGGAAUUUAAUUUCUGUUUCAAGACUUGUACCUUUUGGAUAUUCCUUCAA
Messenger RNA from Tarenaya hassleriana, 994 nucleotides. RefSeq lists its product as uncharacterized. Bases 26 to 754 code for a protein of 242 amino acids. The record is from RefSeq and is a predicted model, not a curated record. The transcript has 2 exons. Lineage: Eukaryota; Viridiplantae; Streptophyta; Magnoliopsida; Brassicales; Cleomaceae.